This is a messenger RNA of Medicago truncatula (barrel medic), 1762 nucleotides long. RefSeq lists its product as uncharacterized. The coding region runs from base 271 to 1428 and encodes 385 amino acids. NCBI's taxonomy places the organism in Eukaryota, Viridiplantae, Streptophyta, Magnoliopsida, Fabales, Fabaceae. Gene Ontology annotation, molecular function: double-stranded DNA binding. Gene Ontology annotation, biological process: regulation of DNA-templated transcription. The transcript has a single exon. The record is from RefSeq and is a predicted model, not a curated record.
AGUGUUUGCGUUUUAAGCUACAAAUAAAGUUGUUUAUCCAAACAUGCCUAUGUAAAUUUACAUGUUCUCAACUUCAACUUCAACUCUUCAUCUUUCCCUCACUCAAAAGAAAACUUCCACUUUUCACAUUUGAGACAGGAAGGAAAGAUACUAACUUCAUUCACCCAACCAACCAACCAACCAAGCAGAACAACAACGAUGGAUCGACACACAGCAACAACAAUGGUAUGAAUCGAACAUUCUUAUUACUCUGAUUUUGUUACUAUCAUCAUGUUUUGUUACUAUCGGAGAACAUUGCUCUUCCCUAAUAACCUCAAAUUCAGAUUCAAAACACUAACAGUAACACAAUCUUCAUUUCUUCUCCAACCCUUUUCUUCAUCUACCAAACAACAACAACACUCUUUCACAGUUAACUAUCUCAUUCAAAAUCUUGGUUUCUCCCCACAAACAGCUUCCAAACUCUCCAAACGACUUCAACUCAACAACUCACAAAAACCAGACUCAGUCCUCUUAUUAUUCAAAUCCUAUGGCUUCUCAAACUCCCAGUUAUCAACUCUCAUCAAAACCUACCCUAAUCUUCUCUCUGUUAAUCCCAACAAGACCAUUCUUCCUAAAUUCAACUUCCUUCUCUCAAAGGGUGCUUCAAAUUCAGACCUUGUCUACAUCAUCUCCAAAAAUCCUUUUAUAUUGUGUCGAAGCUUGGAAAAUACAAUAACCCCUUGUUAUCAUUUUAUCAAAAGAUUCUUACUUUCUGAUCAAUCUAUCAUCGCUUCUCUCAAACAUUGCGCUUGCUUGCUUUAUUCUAAAAUCCCAUCUCACAAUAUUCAAUUCCUGCUUCAAAAUGGGGUACCUGAGUCUAAAGUUUGUAUUUUUUUUCGAAAUUGGUAUUCUAUAUUUGCUGAGAACCCUCCAAGAUUUGAGAAGGCGGUGGUGGAAGUAAAGGAAUUAGGAUUUAAACCCGAAACAACGUUUUUCAUUGUUGCAUUGCGUGCUAAGAUUAAUAGAAAAUUCCUUUGGGAAAGGAAGAUUGAUGUCUAUAAGAAAUGGGGUUGGUCUGAAGAAAGUUUUGUCUCGGCAUUUUUGAAGUAUCCAUGGUGUAUGUUGGCAUCUGUUAAUAAAAUUGAGGCAACAAUGAAUUUUUUUGUUGAUCACAUGGGUUGGAACCCUAUUGUGCUUGCAAAACACCCAAUACUUCUUUUGUUGAGUCUUGAGAAAAGGGUUAUUCCUAGAGCUUUUGUCUUGAAAUUUCUUGAAUCCAAAGGUUUGAUUAAGGAUGCUAAAUUGGCUGCAGCUUUCAAAGUUUCUGAGGAUGUGUUUUUGAAGAGAUUUGUGACUUGCUACGAGGAAGAAGCUUCUCAACUGUUGAAGUUGUAUGAAGAGAAAAAAGAUGUUUCCAAUAGGAUGUUGAAAAAAGAUUUUAAGCCGUGAGAUUGGCGACCACAAUCUGAGAGAAGUUACAUCAAGGGUCUUUGCGACACGACCAUGGUCAUCUACUGGAUUUGACGGUGACUGCAAUCUAGAACCUUGUUUUGAAGAUAGCACUGAUAUGCAAGUGGUGUCUCACAUCUGUGAUUUUUUUGGGGUUUCAAAUAGUCAGCUUUGAUUGGUAACUAGUAUCAGCUCAUCAAUUACUUGACCAUCCUAUAAGAUUUCUUCAUUGAUUAAAGGGAAAACCACGACCAUUUAGACUAGGAUUACUUGUUGUAUUUGACAGAUGAAAUAAUAUGAGUUUUUGUGAUCAAAGAUACUUCUUCAUCUUCCA